This is a messenger RNA of Heteronotia binoei (common prickly gecko), 1725 nucleotides long. RefSeq names its product potassium two pore domain channel subfamily K member 17 (gene KCNK17). Gene Ontology annotation, cellular component: membrane. The transcript is spliced from 5 exons. Gene Ontology annotation, biological process: stabilization of membrane potential; potassium ion transmembrane transport. Gene Ontology annotation, molecular function: potassium ion leak channel activity. The coding region runs from base 236 to 1207 and encodes 323 amino acids. The record is from RefSeq and is a predicted model, not a curated record. Lineage: Eukaryota; Metazoa; Chordata; Lepidosauria; Squamata; Gekkonidae.
GUCUGUCUCUUUCACUUGACCUACUCUUGGAUCCGUUUACACCCCUGCCCCGCCAGUCCCCUUUGGAAAAGCACAACUGCUCCCAAUCAAGGCAGUAACUCGACUUCCCUCAGAAGCAACACCCUCGCGCUCCAGAGGUAAGUCGGUGCCGCCCUCACGGCCCCUUCGCUUUCCCCGCCUUCCUAAGCAGCCCAGCGCCGCCGAAAGUUUGCCCGCCGGCCACAAGAGCUGAGAGAUGUGCUGCAGCGGCGGAGAAGAAGACUGUAGCAGCGGGACGCUGCCGGCAGCCGCUUUGCAGGCGAGGCGCCGGGGCAUUCCCACCACGCUGCUGCUCCUCUGCGCCUAUUUGGUUUACCUGCUGCUGGGCAGCGCCGCGUUCUACGCCAUGGAGGGGCCGGUGGAGCGCGACACGGCGCUGAGGUUGCUGCAACAGAAGUGGCAGUUGUUGGAGAACCACACGUGCCUCGACGGGGAAGCCCUCGAGCGCCUCGCCGAGCGUGUCAUCCAGGCCUACAAGAAUGGACUUAUCCUUAAAGGAAAUGCAAGUCUGGGAAGAUGGGACUUCGUUGGCUCCUUCUUCUUCUCUGUUUCUGCGGUAACUACCAUUGGCUAUGGAAACUUGAGUCCUAGCACAGUGGUUGCACAAGUUUUCUGCAUCUUCUUUGCCCUCUUUGGGAUCCCCUUAAACCUUGUGCUCCUGAACAGAAUAGGACAGCUGAUGCUUUCAGGUGUUCAGCAAUGUGCCUGCCACCUGGGUGAGAAGUUUCAUUGGCAAAAAGGGGCUGCUGUGUUGACACGGACUUGUGCACUGGUUGCUGGGCUGUUACUGUUCCUUCUGCUGCCUCCUCUGUUAUUCACUGCCAUAGAAGGCUGGACCUAUGAAGAAGGAUUCUACUAUUCCUUUAUUACUCUUACCACAAUAGGCUUUGGAGAUUAUGUAAUUGGCAUGAACCCUGAUCGCACUUACCCUGCCUGGUACAAGAAUGUAGUAUCUCUCUGGAUUCUGUUUGGGAUGGCCUGGCUAGCCCUGAUCAUCAAUCUUUGCAUUAGCUUACUAGAAAGCUCCAGUGAUCUCUGCCAGUGCUGCAAGAGGAAGAACAGAGAUGUGGAACAGGAGCUAAUAGAUGGCAACCAAAAUGUCAGUUUGGGACCUGAGGAUGAGCAGAGCUGUAGUGUGAAGGCCACCAAGCCAGUGGGGCCAGAUUGAAUAGCAUAUACUGUUUGUUGUUUAUUUUUUUCUAAUGAAGGGCUUUUAUUAUCUUGCUAACCUUAAUAGGGCAUUUUGUUUUGUCACUAGCAGAAGUGCAGCGAUCUGAGAGAAUCCCAGCAGAGGUAACUGGACACUGAGGCCAAGGUGGAAAUCAAAUUGUGUUGCUUUAUAUGUGAGAUUCUCCUCCAGACAUGAAAAUGAAUUGCUGUGGAAGAGGAGCAAGUAAAUGCCAUCUGAUGGGAAUCCACUUAAAGGUUUAUUUGCUGCAAGUUCACAAAUUGAGAAAUCUCAACCCACCCCCUCUCAGUGUAUAGAACUUUCUCCUAAGUGUGGUGGGUUACCUCUGUGCAAGGGAAGUAUGAGGGGCAAAAGAGUACUCACAUAAAUGAGUGACUAAAAUGUCCAAUUAUACUGUAAUUUAUCAACUUUGUAAGAAUAUUUGACUAACACAAGGCUCUGCAGAUUCUCUAAAGAAUAUUCAUCUUAAUACAGAAGACUUUAAUCUUGCAAAUCAA